AAGCUCAAGCUGCGCUCCGAUUCUAUCCCCCUUCUUCAACACUCGGCCAACAACAUGACUUCCAAGACUUCAGAAGCCACAGCUGCAGCAAAGACCCAUCACAAUCUCAACAUUAAAGACAAGCGCAACAUCAAAAUUGGAAUUGUCGCACUUCGGACUCUCGGCAAAUGGACUGAUAAAGCUGCACUGACGCUAGAGAAGCUCGAGAGUCAAGACAUGUCGAAGCACUGCCAGGAGCACAAGGACCGCUUGAAUACAAAUAACAGGAGUAGUGCGGACGGAGAAAUUCAGGAACCUGGGCUAUGGAGGGAGACUGUGGUGUAUUCUGUACCUGUUCGGAGUGGUGUUUCCAAGGCAGCGGAAGUACGCGACGAGCCAACGGCGUGGCGGGAAUUACUAGCAAUUGGAAGGGAAGAAUCUCACGAUGCCGUCCAAGUAACCAAGGUUGCAAGCCGGGAGGAUCAUCAUGCGCACAAUUUAGCUACUAUAAUCGAGUACCACAGCGAGAGUAGUGAUGAUCAAGACGAAAGAGAUACCUGGGACGAAAAUGGUAUUAGAAACGAUGCUAAAAUCCACACGGAUACAGACCAAUCCUCUUCGGAUGUUUCGAGCGAUGAAGAGGAAGACAACAACGACAAAAAAUUAAGUUCUGAAAAUAGCGACGACGAGACCGACAGUGAUUCAGAGGAUAGUUCAGAUGAUGUCGGUGAUUCGGGGGAAGAGCAACCACCCGCAUCUUCGUCAACAACACCACAAUUGUUGAUCGCGACAAUGUCAACACAUUUUCGCCCGCGUCCGCCUACUUCAGGACCUCCGAGCCCUACUCGUCCAUCAACAGCACGCUCUACGAUUCGCGCAAUCUCUCCAUCACCGCCGCCGAGUUUGAGUGACGCACUGCGACUGGAUCUAGCAAGCACUGGCACGCCGAAUUUCGAUCACCAAAUUACACCUGAGGGCGCAAGAGAGCGGCCUAAGAGUGAUGGUUGUAAUCAGACAUACAUGUAUGGUUUCGGCGAACAAGAAACAGAAUUUGCAAACUAUGUCGCAACCGUGGACAACGGCAACUUCGGCAGCUUUCCCGCAGAUAUCACUGCCAACGUGACUACCAAAAGAGGUGGUAGUGUAAUGGAAAGGCAAUCGCCAGUGAAGCGCACUUCGAGGUCGAAUAGUCCCAAGAAGCGGCCGUAUAGCACACCAACGGAGCUAUCCUUGCCUCGCCUGUCGCCAUCACAUGGCCAUGAUCGAGAACAGGGUGCGAGUCCACAUCAAAAGCAGGUUCAAGUCGAGGGCGACAGCGACGCAAAUUGGGAUUGCCCAGAUACACCCACUCCUAUGACAAAUUCCCAGAAGCGCUCGGCAUAUCUCCCACUCGGCAACCCAACGCCUUGCCCCAACUCCAAACGCUCUUCUAAACCAAAGUCGAGAUCAAAUCCUCUCAUUCUCACUUCUGCUAUCCCAAACCCAACACCAAAGCUCGAGUUUUUCGAGUCGUUCGACGAGCAAUCACCCUAUCAUUCUAGAUAUUUCGAUAUCGUUCCUCCGCAAACGUAUUCUAGAAAAGAAGAGAUGCUCAGAGAGUUUUACGCUCAUGCCGAACGUAAGAAGAUGCGCGAAGCUAUGGAGAUAAGAGCAAGGCCAAUGGAGAGAAUGACACUCAUGUCUCAGCCUGGCUAUGUAUCGUCAACAAAUGACGGUGCGGCGAUGCAGCGACCAGAACGGGAGCACGGUAUUCACCCACGAAUGCACCUAGCACCGCGACAGCACACCGUGGAUACACCUUUGCGGAAGAAUGUAAUAGGGCCAGCAUCCAAUGUGCAGCGACAGGUAUCCAUAUCCGAGGACUCCAACCUGUCUGGAGGCACAGCGUCCAGCAAGCAAUCUAUAUUCAGUACGCCUGGAAGAGACGAGAUGGAGAGAAAAAAGGCGCUUGUCGAGGACGAUGAAGGUCCAUUUGCUAAAGCGAUGAGCAUGGCCGAUCUGGAUGAGCGACGCAGGGUAUCGACUGAGCCUAGCUCCUAUAAAGCCGCCAUCACCUAUGCAGGACGAUGCCGAGGCCGCUGGGGACUCGCACGGCAGUAUCUUGGAACGUUUGAGAGGACUGUUUCGUACGGCUAUUCGACGCCUUCGCGGGCACCUGAAGGACGCAAAAUCGUCUUGAUUGAAGAUUUGGGCAUUGUU
Messenger RNA from Alternaria burnsii, 2178 nucleotides. RefSeq lists its product as uncharacterized. The transcript is spliced from 3 exons. The annotation marks the transcript as partial. The record is from RefSeq and is a predicted model, not a curated record. NCBI's taxonomy places the organism in Eukaryota, Fungi, Ascomycota, Dothideomycetes, Pleosporales, Pleosporaceae.